Messenger RNA from Vespa crabro (European hornet), 786 nucleotides. RefSeq names its product gastrula zinc finger protein XlCGF62.1-like. Gene Ontology annotation, biological process: regulation of transcription by RNA polymerase II. The transcript has a single exon. Lineage: Eukaryota; Metazoa; Arthropoda; Insecta; Hymenoptera; Vespidae. Bases 1 to 786 code for a protein of 261 amino acids. Gene Ontology annotation, cellular component: nucleus. Gene Ontology annotation, molecular function: RNA polymerase II transcription regulatory region sequence-specific DNA binding; DNA-binding transcription factor activity, RNA polymerase II-specific. The record is from RefSeq and is a predicted model, not a curated record.
AUGAGUAAGCAUAGCUUUCAUCGGCCAUUUAAAUGCAAUGCUUGUGGUAAAUCUUUCAAGUACAAAUGUGAUUUGAAGGCACACAGACUGAUACAUCAGGAUUUGGAUACAAGUUUGCUUCACUGUUGCGACAAGUGUGACUAUCGUACAAAAACUAAGAACAAUUUGAAGUCGCAUUACAUAAGAAGACAUACCGACGAUUACAAAUUCGCAUGUGAACAUUGUGGCAAACGUUUCAAAAUGGAAUGGGACUUGAAGUUUCACAUUGGUACUCACAGUAGUUCACGACAUAUGUGUGACAUUUGUGGAAAAUUUUAUACCAGUGAUUACUCCUUGUACAAACACAGAAAGGUCGCUCAUUUGAACGAAUACAAUUUUCAAUGCGACGUCUGUAACAAAAGGCUUCUAACUCAGGAAAAUCUCAACAAUCAUAUGCGUCAACACGACAGAACAUACGAGUGCAAAGAAUGUGGCAAGGUCUUCGCAACGAAAAGAUAUUUGGCUACGCAUACGACCACUCAUACAGGUGUUAAACCUUACGUUUGUCAAAUUUGUAAGAAGAACUUUCGUACGUCUCAUAUGAGGAAUACACAUUUAUUAACACAUUCAGCGGAUAGACCCCAUGUCUGUGAUCUUUGUGGACAAGCUUUCAAAAGACGAUACUACAUGAUCGAACAUCGAAGGAAACAUCCGGAUUCUCAUCUAUCUUCGCCUCCUAUGCCGUUUGCAAAAAAUAGGAAUACUUUCGAAGCCAAGAUCGAUUCUAAAUCGGACAUUGUAACUUAA